GGGGCGAAUCCCUGCCUACGUCACUCCCAGUCCUAUAUAUAAAUAUCCUGAGCACCGACUCUGAUCAGACUCAAACAAAACCGCUUUUUCGGCUACCACAACUCUUGAAACCAAGGAUUAUUUGAUCGGCUUCGCUGGAUUUUAUUCCCUGCACCGGAUCUUCGGUAAGCAACAUGACUUUGAACAAGGGUGACAAAUUGCGGAACAUGGACAAAAGAAGAGGAAGCAUGCCGUUUCCAAUGAAUGUACCAAACCUACACAGGAGAAGCAUGCCAGUGGACGACCGUGAUCUGAGCGCCACGAUGCCACAGACGGGGCAGACUGACGACCUGUCCAACCUCCUGCGCUGCACGUCCUACUCCCCGAGCGAGCAGCACCGAGGCAGCUACGCGUCGGACUCCUCCGACUCCGUGAUCUCCACCGGCAGCGAGACGGAGUCCCAGAUCUACAAAGUGGUUCUCCUUGGGGAGCACGGAGUCGGCAAGUCCAGCUUGGCGCGCGUCUUUGGAGGAGUUGAGGAUGCUGGUCACGACUGCGAUGAAGCAGGAAACACGUAUGACAGAUCUAUGGUGGUAGAUGAUGAAGAUGCAUCCAUUGUGUUGUAUGACAUCUGGGAACAGGAUAACAGUCAGUGGCUGAAGGACCAGUGUAUGAGGAUGGGAGACGCCUACAUCAUCGUGUAUUCAGUGACAGACAAAGCAAGCUUUGAGAAGGCGUCAGAGCUGCGUAUUCAGCUGCGCCGGGCAAGGCAGUCAGAGAACAUUCCCAUAAUCCUCGUGGGCAACAAGAGCGACCUGGUGCGGUCAAGAGAGGUGUCAGUAGAUGAGGGGAGCGCCUGUGCAGUGGUAUUCGACUGCAAGUUCAUCGAGACGUCUGCCUCUCUUCACCACAAUGUGCAGGACCUUUUCGAGGGCAUCGUCAGACAGAUCCGCUUGAGGAAAGACAGCAAGGAGGAGAACGCCAGACGCAUGGCCAACUGCAGACGCAGAGAGAGCAUCGGCAAGAAGGCCAAGAGGUUUCUGGGCCGCAUGGUUGCACGCAAGAACAAGAAGAUGGCUUUUAGGCAGAAGUCAAAGUCCUGUCAUGACCUCACAGUUCUCUGAGGAACACAUGGGACUAACAGACAUUUUUCUUUGGCCUCUGAAGACCAGAAGCUGUGUGUGUUUUAACACUAACCCUAAAGGACUAAUAGAGCUGUACAGAAAUAUAUUUUUAUUUUUAGACACCCACCAAAAGAGGACAUAAAUAGUAAAAAUGACACCAUUCAAGUCAUAUCAUGAUGAUGGUAAUAACCUGCAUGGAGCUUUGUAAACAUUUAUUUUCUUUCAUAUUAUUAUUUGUGUCUGCCUUAAACAUGUUGCUGUCCUAAUAUGUGUUUGAAUGAGAAAUGCAAAAGGUUUUUUGUCUUCUAAUGAGUUGCAAGGACUGCCUUUCUGGUGGGUUGUUGUGCACCUUUAUUGGAGGGGAUUGAUGUAUAUAACAGGAAUGAUGCUGGAUGCAAUAUACAUCUCAUUUUCCCAAAAGAUGCGGUAAAAGAUCACAGUACUUGGUCAUCUGAGGUCAUUUUUACUUGAAACGAGGUACGCAGGUUCGUGCCCCGGCCAAGUGACUGAGGACUAGUCAAAGAUAUGAAAAAACAUCUGGCUUCUUUGUUGUUCCAUAAGAUUGAAUUCAUGUUGUGAAUGUAUAAGUAAAGCAAUACGUUAUAUUUGUCCUGUGAACCAUGAAGUGUUUUUGGAAAUUCUUUGUUUACCUUGAUUUUCUUUUUUAAUAAAAGAUACAAUAAAAAAGAUGAAAUCUU
Molecule: messenger RNA, 1801 nt
Organism: Gymnodraco acuticeps
Lineage: Eukaryota; Metazoa; Chordata; Actinopteri; Perciformes; Bathydraconidae
Gene: rrad
Product: Ras-related associated with diabetes
Exons: 5
Coding region: 174-1103 (309 amino acids)
Biological process (GO): negative regulation of high voltage-gated calcium channel activity
Cellular component (GO): plasma membrane
Molecular function (GO): calcium channel regulator activity; GTP binding; GTPase activity
Source: RefSeq, a predicted model, not a curated record